Tetrahymena thermophila SB210 is the source of this 2841-nucleotide messenger RNA. RefSeq names its product RNB-like protein. The record is from RefSeq and is a predicted model, not a curated record. Lineage: Eukaryota; Ciliophora; Oligohymenophorea; Hymenostomatida; Tetrahymenidae. Gene Ontology annotation, molecular function: RNA binding; 3'-5'-RNA exonuclease activity; endonuclease activity. Gene Ontology annotation, cellular component: cytoplasmic exosome (RNase complex); nuclear exosome (RNase complex). The transcript has 11 exons. Gene Ontology annotation, biological process: rRNA catabolic process.
AUGAACACAUCAAUUAGCGUUCAAUUUGAGAAGUAUAGAAGAGGAGGUAUCGGCAAAAAGGUCACUGAAUUGUAUUUAAGAGAUGAUAUCUCAUGUGGUUUAGUGAAUUGCCAAAUAUGCAAAACACCUGGAAAUACUCUACAUAUUGAAGGAGAAGAUAGAACAAUUUUUAUUUUAGAUGAAUAUACCGUCUUAACUUAGUUAGAUGUCAUUCUUAAUUGCCCAAAACUUGUGAAUGUAGUUUUAAUGCAAACUACUGUGCACAACAUUUAAAAAAAAAACCAAAACACAUAUACAAGCUUGAGAAAUUUAGUUGAGGGUGAAAUUUAUAGAAAUAUACAUAUAUAUGCUAACGAAUAUAGCAAAUACACAUACACUCCCAUCCAAUAAAAUGAAAAGUAAGAAACAAGAGAUACUCGUGCAGUGCUUGAAGCAGCUGUUUGGUAUUAAAAUCAUUUAAAGAGCAGUAUGAGAGAUAUUGAGAUAUUAUUUAUUACAAGCGAUUACUAAUCUCAUAAAAUUGCUUUGGAAAAAGGAUUAAACUCGACCACUAUAUUUGAGUUUGUUAAAUCGAUUAAAGGUGAAUAUCCUAAUUUGAUGGAUUUUUUGGGUAUCUCAGAGUAGGCUAUGGAUAUUGAAUUUGAAGGAUAAUAGGUUCUAUUCUAAGAACACCUUACUUUGAAUGAAUUGAGUAAUAAGGUCAAAGCAGGUGACCUGUUCUAAGGUAAACUUAAGAUAGAUAGAAACGAUAUUAAUGAUGGUACUGUAUUUAUCCCAAAAUAUGAUUUUGAAAUUAAGAUCAUUGGAUAACCUAACUUAAAUCGUGCUUUGCAUGGAGAUUUAAUAGCUAUAGAGCUUUUACCAGAGAACGAGUGGAUAUCAUCAAAUUAUAUGGGUGAUAAUGAAGACGAAGAAGAAGAUUUCAAGAAUGUGCAUGAAGCUGUCAAAACAAACAAUUCUAAUAAAUAGUUAGAAGAAAAAUAUUUAAAUGUAGUAGAAAAAAUUAAAAAAUUAAACUUAAAUCCUACUGGUAGAGUAGUCGGAGUUAUAAAAAGAAUCUAAAGAUAUUUCUGCGGAGAAGUUACACCAGAAGCUAUCAAUUUACCAAAUUUACCUAGUGGUAUAGAACUUAGAGAAUUUAUUCCUGCAGAUGGACGUUUCCCCCAUUUCUACUUAAGAACCACAAAUGGAUCUCAAUUAUAAGGAAAAAAAAUAUAAAUUGGUUUCGAUAACUGGAGUAAAUCUUCUAAAUAUCCUUUAGGACAUUUCAAGAUGCUUAUUGGUGAUUCAGGAGAUACUAAGGCUGAAGGAGAUGUUAUUUUGCUAGAACACAACGUUGAAUAUAGAGCUUUUUCUAAGUAAGUUCUUGAUUGUUUACCUCCAUAAGACGAUAAAUGGUAAAUUCCAUAAUCAGAAAUAAAAAAGAGAGUUGACUUAAGAGGAAUUAAUGUCUGUAGUAUUGAUCCUCCUGGGUGUAAAGAUAUUGAUGAUGCUCUUCACUGUAUAUCUUUACCAAAUGGUAAUUUUGAAGUUGGUGUACAUAUUGCAGACGUAAGCUAUUUUGUUCGUCCUGAUACUGCUAUUGACAAAGAAGCCUAAAAUAGAUGUACUACUGUCUAUUUAGUAGAUAGAAGAACAGAUAUGCUUCCAAAGCUUUUAACCGAAACACUCUGCUCUUUAAAAGACGAUGGUGACAGACUAGCAUUUUCAGUUGUUUGGGUAAUGGAUAAAGAUGCUAACAUUAUUGAAACUCGCUAUCAUAAGUCAAUAAUCAGAUCAGUUGCUUCUCUCAAUUACGGUAAAGCACAAUCUAUGAUUGAUGACGUUAAUGACAAUUCAGAGCUUACCAAAUCUAUAAGAAAUUUAAAUAUGCUUGCAAAGAAAUUAAAGUAAAAAAGAAUCGAAAACGGUGCCUUAUCAUUAGCUUCAACUUAAGUUAAAUUCACAUUUGAUGAUGAAACACAUAAUCCAGUUGAUGUUUAAUUCUACCAAAUGUAUGAAACUAACUCUCUUAUUGAAGAGUUUAUGCUUCUUGGAAAUGUUGCAGUUGCUGAAAAGAUAGUAUCUCACUUCCCUUCUAUUUCUAUUUUACGUUAGCACUCCUAGCCUAAACCUAAAUAAAUAAAAGAACUCUCAUAAAUUUUAUAAAAGAUUGGAUUUAAUCUUGAUUACUCUUCAAACAGGAAUUUAGCAGAUAGUUUGGAUAAAGUAAACAGACCUAAUGAUCAUUUCUUUAAUAAAUUGGUUCGUAUCAUGACUACCAGAUCCAUGAAUGAAGCCACAUAUUUUUGUACAGCUGAUGCUGAUUAUCCUGAAUUUUAUCAUUAUGGUUUGGCUGCACCCCUUUAUACUCACUUCACCUCUCCAAUUCGUAGAUAUGCUGAUGUUUUAGUUCACAGACUCCUUGCUGCCGCUAUUGAUAUUGAAGCUAUUCCAGCAUAUAUGUCAAACAAGCUUAAAAUGGCUAAAAUUUGCGAAAAAAUGAAUAUGAGAAAUCGUAUGGCUCGUUUUGCAUCACGCUCCAGCUCAGAUUAUAACACUUAUUUAUUUUUUAAAGAUAAACAAAUUGAAGAAGUUGCUAUGGUAUCAAGCAUUAGUAAAACUGGUGCUACUGUUGUUGUUCCUCGUUAUGGUUUAGAAGGACAAAUUAAAUUUAGUGAAAAAGAUUUAAAAGAAAACGAGAAAUUGUUGCAAGAGCUCAAACAAAAUUAAUCUUUAAUAAUUGAUUUCGUUGUAAAUGGAAACAGACAUAAAUUAUUUGAUUACCUUAAAGUAAGAGUAAGUGUUGGCAUGAAAAACUUUCAUAAAUAAAUUACUUUAGAAUAUUUAGGUCCUAACUGA